AUGGCCAACGGAACGCACUUCAGCACCCGGGACUGCAAAGAGGUCAGCCUCUUCUGCCCGGUCGAGGCCACCGUCCUGGGCUACUAUCCCAACCUGGGCGUCAACGCCUUCCUGGCCGCUGGCUUCGGUCUCUGCCUUGUCGGGCUCAUAGUAACGGGGAUAUGGAAGAAGACAUGGGGAUACUCGGCGGCGCUGGUGGCCGGGUGUAUACUUGAAUUCGCAGGCUACAUCGCCCGCGUCCAGAUGCACGCCAACCCGUGGAACCAGGACGCGUUCCAGACGCAGAUCUGCGCCAUCAUCCUGGCGCCGACGCUGAUCUGCAUCUCCAUCUACCUGACGCUCAAGCACGUGGUGCUGUCGCUCAACGCGUCGCUGUCGCGCGUGCGCCCGCGCCUGUACCCGGCCCUGUUCGUGCCCGCCGACGUCUCGUGCCUGGUGCUGCAGGCCAUCGGCGGCGGGCUGGCCGCGUCGGCGGGCCACGACAACGCCGCGCUGCUGCUGGCCGGCGACCGCGUCAUCAUCGUCGGCAUCGCCCUGCAGGUCGUCGUGCUGCUCGUCUUCGGCGCCAUGUGCGCCGACUACUUUGUGCGCGCCGGCCGCUGGCUGAGGGGCCAGGGCGACGGCGGCGACGGCCCGCAGCGCGAGGCCGCCCGCGCCAUCUGGGAGGACAAGAAGUUCCGCCUCUUCUUCUACGCCGUCGCCGGCGCCUACACGGGCAUCCUGAUCCGCUGCAUCUACCGUAUCGCCGAGAUGAGCGGCGGCUGGGGCAGCCCGAUCAUGCGCGACGAGCCGAGCUUCAUUGUGCUCGAGGGCUUCCUCGUCCUGAUUCCGGUCGCGCUCCUGACCGCGUUUUCACCGGGCUUCCUGUUCCCGGCCAUGGCGGAGCGGGAGAGCCAGAGAUUCCGGAGGAAGAACAAGGGCAGCAACAACAGCAGCGACAACCACGUCAGUGAGGCAGAGAAGGGCGGCGAGAUGGGCGUCACAUCGGGCGACGAGACGCCGGAUGCGAGAGCGGGUAGCGUUUAG
This is a messenger RNA of Neoarthrinium moseri, 1026 nucleotides long. RefSeq lists its product as uncharacterized. Gene Ontology annotation, cellular component: plasma membrane; fungal-type vacuole. The record is from RefSeq and is a predicted model, not a curated record. Bases 1 to 1026 code for a protein of 341 amino acids. NCBI's taxonomy places the organism in Eukaryota, Fungi, Ascomycota, Sordariomycetes, Amphisphaeriales, Apiosporaceae. The transcript is spliced from 3 exons.